GGCCUUCUGAUACGUGCAAUCGGCAUCAACACUCUAUCCAGCCAAGAUCUAAAUAUAAUCAAUCCAGAAAGAUGAAAACUCGACUCGGCGUCAAUUUAUGCAUGAUUGAGACAAGUAUGGUAUUUAUCAAGAAAUGAUCGUGAUCACGAACGAACUUCCUUUCUCUUUCCUCUCUACCAUUCAUUCGGAAUGAUUGAGUGUAUCAUUUGCCAGGAUCCUCUCACAGAGCCUUAUUCUGCACCCUGCGGGCAUAUAUACUGUCUGGAAUGCAUAAACAACUGGUUCGACGCUACCAUGCGUCAACGGAGACCAUGUACUUGCCCGUCUUGUAGCGCCGUAGUUCCCAAAAAUCAAUUGCGCAAGGUCUUCAUUCCCCAGACGGAUUCGCUGGUACACGAGCUUUAUGCACUCCGGAAGGAAGUCAAAGAGCUGGAUGCCUACAACACAUUUCUAAUAUCCGAAAUGGAACGCUGCGAAGAACUUCGAAGUGCCGCCGAGGAAAAGGCAGAUUUGGCCAUGAAAAAGAGCGGCUACUCAGCUGCUGUUAAUACGUUUCUCAGUAUCCUUACCAACAUAGCCACUCUGGCGGGGAUUUUGACGGCGCUGUUUGAUGAUGUCAUCCAUCUCAUCGUCGUAGUUCUGUGCCUCAUUUCGAGGUUGAUCUGGCGCUUAUCGACUCGGCCUGGGGAGUGCUUUCAAGAGUUGGGACGCUGCGUCUGGAUUGUGAUCAGGGUGAUCACUACAAUGAUACUACUGUCAUUUAUAUUGAUGGUGAUGUUUUGGGCCGUGAGGUCUGCGAGUGUCAAGAUAUUCCAGCUCUUUGUAGCGCAUGUGUAUCCUCCGCUAUGCGAACUCGCAAAGUGGGCAUGGAAAGAGGUUUCGACCCGCUUCAUCGACAUUUCGACUACCUUCAUCAGGAACCACAUCAUCGAUUUCCAGGCGUAUAGAAAGCAAGGAACAUCCCUUCGAACGGGAGUUCCAAUGCUUGAUCGUUUAUUGUCUAGGAACCUUUGAUCUGAGCCGUCCCCAAGAUACCGCACCGAGACCCGGUUAUGUCGCCAUUUGAGCGGCCGUCUAGGCCAAGUGCGUACUUAAGCCGCUAAUGAUGAAAUACCGUUCGGAAGGUGGCGAUUCAUUCUGCUACACGUGUUCUGAGCGUGUU
Messenger RNA from Desarmillaria tabescens, 1162 nucleotides. RefSeq lists its product as uncharacterized. The record is from RefSeq and is a predicted model, not a curated record. Gene Ontology annotation, molecular function: metal ion binding. The transcript has 5 exons. The coding region runs from base 190 to 1014 and encodes 274 amino acids. Lineage: Eukaryota; Fungi; Basidiomycota; Agaricomycetes; Agaricales; Physalacriaceae.